ACCUCCAGUUCCAACCCAUUCUCCCAAAACAAUUCCGUUCCCUUCGCCCCGACCUUUCGGGCCCCGAGUCCUGACUUCAGUGGCUUUAAUAUAUCACGUUAUGGGGAACUGGCGCCCAGUAGUAAACUGUCAGCCCUACGACCGGUGCCGUUGGGAAAGCCUAUUGUGCCCAUCAAUAAGCACCCGAACACUGUAUACACGGAUAGAGUGAACAUUCCGUUGAGGUAUCGCCUGAAAGGUCAGUCCGCCGACGGUGUGAUGUAUGGGCCGCUCGCGAGUGGACAGUCGUCUAUUGGCGAUAAGUACGGGUCGGACACCUCCUAUACGGACGAUCGGGAGGGGGAGUGGAUGUUAGCGGUCGAGAGGGGCUCCCAAUCGGCCGAAUCCCAGAGCAGUCAUACGGUUGUGAAUGUCUCGCAACAGGACUUCAAUCGCUAUAAUAAUAACCUAAAGUCCCGACGCAAUGAGAGCCAAGUGUACGGCAAACGCACGAAACCCAUACCACAGACACCCGUCCCCUCACAACCGCCGCCAUCGCAGCCCACGACUCAACACAACAUCGCUGUCGCCGUAGACGAGUCGCCCCUACAGAAGGAACUGGAGGUCAGCCCUAAGACACCGCCCGUCGGCUCAGCCAUCGGACACAUCCCGGCGCUCACCAAAGAGCAGCUCAAGAACCGGACGGACCAUACGAUCCUCAACGACGUCAUGAGACUUAUUGCCCAAAACGCGCCGGCGAUCGCACCCACCGUUAGCUACCGGUCCCUCAGACACGCGCCGGUAGUCCACGACAUAAGCGUUAUUAACAGUAGAGCCAAACGGAACACCCAUUACGAUAGCCAUAGUCAUCACAAGGACUACCACUACGACCACUACAAGGGAUACCGUUCCCCGGCCAGCGAUGAUUCAUAUAGGGCUCGCCUACUGUUCCCAUUUGCU
Messenger RNA from Oppiella nova, 939 nucleotides. NCBI's taxonomy places the organism in Eukaryota, Metazoa, Arthropoda, Arachnida, Sarcoptiformes, Oppiidae. The record is from the annotation of a GenBank genome assembly.